AUGGGUGUAUGUAUCUCCUUUGGAGAGUGCAGCGUCCCGCAUAGCCGAGAGAAAGCGAAGGAAACAGCACGGGAGAACAAUUGCACAUUGGAGAAUGCCAAUGGAGGCAGUGUUGCAACUGAAAUCUUGUCUGCGUUGACGAACAGAAACCUGGGACUUAUGGACGCACGAUCGUACGCUCAGCUUGAGAAUAGCAUAGAGGAGCUUUGUCAAAGCCCAUAUGCGGCACUGUUUUUGGCCCAUCCGGACUUGUUAUUUUCUAAUCGAGCAGCUGUCAUGUGCACUGGAGAGUUUGUUCCAGGGGAAGUUGUGGGAAAGUACACUGUUCUGCGAGCCUUUCCCACAGGAACUGUGGGACGUAGUUUUUUCGUUAGGGUAGCAAUGGAUGAAAGCGGAAAAAUAAAAGACGGGUCAGCGAAGGAAGCCAGGCCAAGUUUGGGGGACAAAGUUUCGACAGACCGAGCAUCUUUCAACAAUUUAUUUGAACAACCAACAGAAUGCGUUUUCAAGGUGACAACAUUCGUCACGCGUAUGGAGGUUGCUAGUCAGGUUUUGGAUGAUCAAAGUGUAUUGGCCAACCUGAUCCACGAUAACGUACUGCGCUGCGUAGAUGUGCUAGAUGAUGGAUACCAUGAGAAUAUUAUUUUUGUUACUCCAUAUGUUGAAAAUGGCAGUUGUGAAUAUCUUGUAGGCAACAUGGUAAAAGAGCAGUUACUUUCUCUGCUACAUGAUGUGGCUAUUGGUUUGCGUGUCCUCCAUUCUCAUGAAAUAUACCAUCAUAACCUAAAGCUUGACAACAUUCUCAUCAAUAAUAAUGGCACCGCCUGUAUUGCUGAUGCUGGAUUUGGACAUAUUUUUGCAUCAGAAAGUUUGGACAGCCUUGUUUUUAAUGGUGAGUUGGCUUGUAUGCCACCUGAAGUGUUUUUGAAGAAUGACUCUACCGUAGUGGAUCCUGCCAAGGUGGAUGUAUGGGGAUUUGGACUGCUAAUGUAUCGACUUGCCUACGGCACGGAGCCGCUGGAUGUUGAGGGUAAACCCUUUGAAAUGGUACGAGAUGUUGUGCUGCAUGGACAAAUUGAAUUUCCGAGUCCAGAUUGGCUUUCAGAAACAAAGUUUCGGGAGGUUGUUAUGUGGUGUCUCAAUCGUGAUUUCAGGAAUCGACCUACCAUUAUGCAGUUGUUGCGUCACCCUCUCUUUGGGGGCACGUUACUGCACAGUACUAGUGGGGCUGCACUUUCCAGCCCUGAUAAAACGAAUGGAAAUUGCAGUGGACACGGUGACGCUGGCCUUAGUUUUGGUAAUAUUGGGAUGCGCUAUGCACAGUCUCAGAAACGGGCUGGUUUGACAAUAUAUGCGUGUCUUGGAAAUGGGCGAAAUUGUGAGUCAUUUAUUGUGAAUUCGAGUCGUACUACCACAAAAGAGGUCGUUUUGAAAGUUAUAAAGCGAUCGGUACUAAAAAUAAUUCAGAGCAUGCCAGACGCAAGUGAAAUGCUGCGACAGUUAGCCUUUUGUCGUGAAGCUCGUCACAACAACAUAUUACAUCUUCUGGACAUUGUUGAAAACGAUGAUGGCUGCUUUGCGACACAACCGUAUGUAGACGGGGAUUUUAUCCAUAGGAAGUUUCCUCCAAUUACAAACAAUGAAGACCCUUCUUUUACGCUGCCGAGGAUGCUUGUGGAUGUUCUUAACGGGUUACAUUUUAUUCACUCAAAUGGGGUGUCGAAUUUAUGUCUUACUCCAACAAAUGUUUUUUAUCAGAAAGACACUGGCUUCGUUUUUGCGGACUUUGGUCCUCUGUUUUUAACGCGGCAAGAAGUUUUAUUGGAUAAGGGAACGGGGUUUCCUUUUUAUUCACUUCCGUCGUGGGUGCUUGAAGAUCUUAGGGGGUUGGAACAAACGACAAAACACGCAUUAGACACUUUUUGUGUCGGUUUGCUCGCAGCCUCAGCGGUUCCAUCGGUGUUUAAGGAGACAUGGGAAUCAUUUUUUAGUGCGAGUGAGGGUAACACUAUUGUGAAUGAUGUCACUGAGAAGGUCGAAAAAUCUGUACAUAUUCUCACUCAACCCCUUGUGGGAUUUAUUUUAAAAGCGCUAACGACCAAAACAUCCGCAGUGGAACUUUUGUCUCACCCCUAUUUGGCCGAUAUGGCGGGUGCAUCUCCACCUCAGGUUGUCAAACCGUUUGAGUUGACGUCUGCUGCUAUAAAAGCUGUGGUGGCUCAAGAUUUUAGUUUUCGUGAGGAAUGCCGCCUUAUGGACGUACUAGGUCAAGAUCCUAUGCUUGAGAGUGGUAUGCUUGGCAAUUUAGUGGAUUCCUUUGUCGAUGAUGAAAGCCGAGUCAGUGUCUCUGCCACUAAAGAUUCAGAUUUGUCUAUUCGACUCCCGUUUAAGAACAAUCUUGCCUGUGGGCUUUGUCAUGUGGAUUUGACCAUUGUCUUGUUUAAGUGUCUGAAAUGUGCUUCGUACAUUCGGUGUGGUAAAUGUGCUCUAAACGACAACCAUGGAGAAGGUCAUGAGAUGCAGACGUAUUUCAUUCAUACUAUUGAGCAUAAAGGAGAUUGUAAAGACGCCAUUCUUUACCCAACAGGUGUCGUUUCAAAUGUAAAUGCUCUGGAAGAAUUAGAGAUGCAGGCGAAUUUGCCCGUUGGAUCUCUCGUGAAGACGAAUCAUCCAGCUUCAACUACGACAACACCCUUGGAUAAGCUCAAAUCGCAGUCUGAAAACAAGAAAAAAGUGCUACCCAAAGCCUCUGAAGUUGAUGAUUUGUCAUGGGAGGAGGAGAUUGCUUUUUGUAGUGAAAAAGGCAGUACAGAAUUAUUGCUGUACCAUUUUGGUUUGGACACAGUUCCAAAGGAGCUGUAUGACCCGCCCCUGCUUCACGUGAUGCGUUUGGAUCUUAGCUACAAUAACCUCAAGAGCAUCCCACAUGAGCUAUCGUUUCUUGUUAAACUUCGUAGCCUGAUUAUCUCAUACAAUGAGCUGACGGAACUCCCAGAUAGUUUGGGUAAUUUAAGCCAACUAGAGCGACUUGAUGUUAGUCACAAUCAACUGCAUCAGCUUCCGCAGUCAUUUAUGUAUCUGCAGAACUUAGUCACUCUUGGUAUGGAUUACAAUGACUUUGCCGAAAUUCCAGAAAGCGUGAUAGAACUUGUUACCAUGUCAUCAUCGAUACCAAUGCUAUCUGUAAUUUACAUGGCAGAGAAUCAUCGUAUUACGCAAUUUCCAAGUCGAGAAGUUCUUGAGAAGUUUCCUAAACUAAAACUAGUACUUGACAAUGAACCCAACAUAUACAGCAUGUACAUUUCGGAGAAUUUGGAAGAAAAGUUGCCUAAUGUUAGCAUGAUGUGGAACAAAAUUUAUCCCGACCGCAUCGUUGACUAUGUAUAUUGUGGUAGUCUGCGAAGUGCACAGUCCCAGCUGGUGUACGAUAAACUUUCCAUCCAAAAUAUUUUAACCAUGGGCAGGAACCUCGUCCCAGUACCCCCAAUUGGUGGUGAACAUGUGACUCUCAGUAUCGAUGACAUUGAGGGCGCUAAUAUCAGAGUCACCUUUGAAGAAGCAGUUAACUUCAUUGAUCAAAGCGUAAAAAGAGCAAGAGGAUGCCUAGUACAUUGUUUUGCUGGUAUGUCGCGCUCGGCGACCACCGUUAUUGCAUAUCUUAUGAUAAAACAGGGCAUGCGUCUCGAUGAGGCGUACUGCCUGACCAAAAAGGGGCGCCCUGCCAUUUAUCCAAAUCAAGGCUUUUUCAAUCAGCUUUUGUUGCUCGACGCUGAGUUAUUUCCGCAAGCACGCCCACUCAAUAUGGAUGUGAUGGAGAGGGAUAAGGUUCCCACUGCAUAG
Trypanosoma rangeli is the source of this 3840-nucleotide messenger RNA. Its product is annotated as putative dual specificity protein phosphatase. The transcript has a single exon. Lineage: Eukaryota; Euglenozoa; Kinetoplastea; Trypanosomatida; Trypanosomatidae. Bases 1 to 3840 code for a protein of 1279 amino acids. Gene Ontology annotation, molecular function: protein tyrosine/threonine phosphatase activity; protein binding; MAP kinase tyrosine/serine/threonine phosphatase activity. Gene Ontology annotation, biological process: negative regulation of MAPK cascade; protein dephosphorylation; protein phosphorylation. The record is from RefSeq and is a predicted model, not a curated record. Gene Ontology annotation, cellular component: cytoplasm.